CUACCAACACCGCAAGAAACAAUCCCAUCACCCACGACCACACAACAACCCAUUAGCUCUUCUAAAUACCCUCGCUGGAUAGCCCCAGCCUCGACCUGUCUAAUGCGCCCAUAACCGCACCAAUCCCCCAGCUCCAGGCCACACACGCGCUUCUCGCGCCGGGCGCGCCCCCAGGCGCCUCACCACCCAGCCAUGCCCGACAUCGAUCCUGCGGCCCUGAGCAGGCCGUCGCUCACAUCCUCCACCCCAAUUCUUCCUCCGAAGAGCCUAAGCAUUGUGCCUCCCUCCGCGCCAAAAAUCUCAAAGUCAAACCAUGUGCCCCCGCGCAUCGAUCUUGAGCCGUUGUACACCGCGCUCAAAGCGGCCGUGGGCGAGAAUUGGGCCACAUACAAAGAGGCUGUCAGCCUCUUCGUGAUGGGGCAAUACAACCAAGCCGAGCUCUCAGCCAAGAUUGACUGGUUCCUUACCGUCCCCGGCACUGACAGCGAGCAUUUGCACAACCAGCUCGUAGCCGCUAUCUAUGGCAACGUCACGCGUGAAAUGCCAGACCUUGGCGUCGCAGCCUGGGUCAGCGCGAACGAUAAACCUACGCCAGGCGCAGGCGCAAAGCCUAUCACAGGGGACGCAGCCGAGCAGCGGCUUAAGGCCGAGGUGAUGAGUCUCCCGAAUCGUGACAGGCGGAGGUUAAAGGAUUUGAAACUUGAAUCGGACGGCCCCGACCCCUACACGACCCUCCUCUCCAAAUCGCGAAACCCACUACCGACACCCUCUGCACCCACGACCCCUUCCACCUCCCUUAGCAAAACAAAUUGGUCUCUCGAAAUCCGCAAACGCUUCCCCCCUCCCCUCGCCGCCGAAUCCGGCGAGUUCCCCGACGCCUCCACCAUUGAGGCUCGGAUGCUCCCUCUCUGCUUCGAAGCCGGGCUCGUGGGCGGCCACGCCGCGGACGCAAGCCCAUUUAUGGCCGUCGCGGCCGAGACAUUCGUUAAGCAGUUCCUGGCCUCGGUGUUUGGACGCACGCGAGCCGAUGGGCCGGGCAGUGGUGGUGGUGGUUGGGUGAGCACAAGGCGGUAUCGGAGGGCGUUGGAGCGCGAGGAGGAACGCUGGGCGAGAGGGGAGGUGGUCAGGGAUAAGAGUGGGCUCUUGCCGGUGGAGGCGAAGGCUGCGAGCGAGAGAGGCGCAUUGGGAAUGGCGGAUUUGAGGGUUGCGUUGGAGAUGGGCGAUUGUGGUGUGGGACAGAUGCCGGUGGUGAUGGAGAUGAUUAGGUAUGGGUUCCAGGAGGGAGAGGUGGAGCGAUGGCAGAGUGGGACGGGGAUUGGAGAAGGGAAGGUGGGUGCGGUUGGAGCAGCCGCCCCAGAUGCAGAUCUUGAGAUGGCGGACGCCGACGCGGAGGACGCACUGAACGGCUGGGGCUGGGAAGGUGCUGGCUCCGACGAUCGCGCUGACCUCAAUUCGCUGCUUGAUUCGUGUCUCGCGAGCGGGUCGUGAGUGAGGAGACGCUUCACAGCGCCACCGGGCGUUUAACACAAUUUCCCUCGCUCUCCUUUCGCGCCUGUAUCUACAGGUCGCUCAGCCACCUGGGAUGCAGACUCAGCGCGCCGCGGACGAUUACAUGGAGUAUAUAUUUGCGGAGGCCCGCGCCGCGCUGGUACCACCCAUCCGCCUGAUCAACACGCAUCAUGCAUAUCCCAGCGUCGUUAUCUGACUGGAGAGUACGGGUGGCUAUACGUGGGAUGGGUUCAGGAGCACAUCGUUACGGCGGAUUCAGGCUGUGAUGCCGGAUCUCAAGAUUAUUAUUCGCCAGUUCUACCGGGUGUUUGUACAAUACAAUGGGACUAUGCACGCGUGCUUGCAGACCAUCACAGAUGGAGGCAUAUUAUACCCUCGCGGCUUGGAAUAUGGGAGUUAGAGCCAGGGCUGGAGUUGGGGUUUUUUUGGGAGAGAACAGCAUCACUUAGCAUAGCGUCGACAUGUCUGUUCGUCCAUGGCACAGAGAGGAGGGUUUGAGAGGGCAAAUAUGUAGAUAGAGGGAUAAUAAUUAAUUAAAGUUGUCCACUUUAAAUGGG
This is a messenger RNA of Pseudogymnoascus destructans, 2066 nucleotides long. RefSeq names its product transcriptional coactivator hfi1/ADA1 (gene HFI1). The transcript has 3 exons. Bases 193 to 1488 code for a protein of 431 amino acids. The record is from RefSeq and is a predicted model, not a curated record. Gene Ontology annotation, cellular component: SAGA complex. Gene Ontology annotation, molecular function: transcription coactivator activity. Gene Ontology annotation, biological process: regulation of transcription by RNA polymerase II. NCBI's taxonomy places the organism in Eukaryota, Fungi, Ascomycota, Leotiomycetes, Thelebolales, Thelebolaceae.